Molecule: messenger RNA, 1345 nt
Organism: Balaenoptera ricei (Rice's whale)
Lineage: Eukaryota; Metazoa; Chordata; Mammalia; Artiodactyla; Balaenopteridae
Gene: CMTM8
Product: CKLF like MARVEL transmembrane domain containing 8
Exons: 4
Coding region: 653-1174 (173 amino acids)
Biological process (GO): myelination
Cellular component (GO): membrane
Molecular function (GO): structural constituent of myelin sheath
Source: RefSeq, a predicted model, not a curated record
GCCCCUCCAUUCCGGGAGUCGCAGGGCCCGGAGGCCUGGCUCUCCCCGGGGUCCACGGACCCAGGGCUGGCCGCCGCCAGGUGGAAGGAGACAGGUUAACGGCGGCCCGCCCUCGGGAGGCGGGGCCUGGCAGAGCGGCCGCGACCCCCGCCCUCCCUCCCCCGACUCCCCAAGCCCUCCCUCCCUCCCCCCACUCCCCAAGCCCUCCCUCCCUCCCCCAACUCGCCGUGCAUCCCGCCGCCCCGCGCGCGCCAGCGCGCCCUCCCGGCUGCGAGCCCCGCAACAGGUGAAGCGGCCUCCGCGGGGCGGUCUCUCUCCGCCAGCCGCGCGCCCGCCUCUCUCCACGCCCCCUCCCCUCCGCCCGGCCUCCGCCGCCUCCCUUGGCUGUUGGCGGCCUCCCCUCGCCCGGUCUCCUGCUGCGGGGCCCCCGCGCAGGCCGAGAGCCCGCGCGCCUAGGAGCAGGGGCGGCCGCGCACUCGCCGGACACGCACUGCGGCCGGACGGAUCCCGGCGGGUGACCCCCGCGCGCCCUGGUCCCCGUGCCGCCGCGCUCCCCUCCCCCCACGCCGGUGUCCCCGGGCUCAGGGCCGCGCGGCCAGCCCCGACGCGCCGGGGGUCCCCGAGGCGGGGCCGGCCCGGCCGGGGCGCGACGAUGGAGGAGCCGCAGCGCGCCCGCUCGCACACCGUCACCACCACCGCCAGCUCCUUCGCGGAGAACUUCUCCACCACCAGCAGCAGCUUCGCCUACGACCGCGAGUUCCUCCGCACCCUGCCCGGACUCCUCAUCGUGGCGGAGAUCGUUCUGGGACUGCUGGUAUGGACACUGAUCGCUGGAACUGAGUACUUCCGGGUCCCUGCGUUUGGCUGGGUCAUGUUUGUAGCUGUGUUUUACUGGGUCCUCACCGUCUUCUUCCUCAUCAUCUACAUAACGAUGACCUACACCAGGAUCCCCCAGGUGCCCUGGACCACGGUGGGUCUGUGCUUUAAUGGCAGUGCCUUCGUCUUAUACCUCUCUGCCGCUAUUGUGGAUGCGUCUUCUGUCUCCCCGGAGAGGGACAGUCACAACUUCAACAGCUGGGCAGCCUCGUCGUUCUUCGCCUUCCUGGUCACCGUCUGCUACGCUGGAAACACAUAUUUCAGUUUUAUAGCUUGGAGAUCCAGGACCAUACAGUGAUAUGCCAUUUUGAGAAUUAAAAGGGAAAAAAAAAGGAAGAAUCUCACUGUAAAAACAGGUGUAGGUAUAAUGUAUAUUUCCAGAGAAUUGUAUUUAACUAAUGUUUUUAUAUACUUAGUUAAAUUUGCUCACAGUGGUUUGUUAUAAUUAAACUGGAUACUUACUUGCAAA